This is a messenger RNA of Vombatus ursinus (common wombat), 1819 nucleotides long. It is a transcript of the gene HNRNPAB, whose product is annotated as heterogeneous nuclear ribonucleoprotein A/B. Gene Ontology annotation, biological process: regulation of gene expression. Gene Ontology annotation, molecular function: RNA binding. The transcript has 8 exons. Gene Ontology annotation, cellular component: nucleoplasm. The record is from RefSeq and is a predicted model, not a curated record. NCBI's taxonomy places the organism in Eukaryota, Metazoa, Chordata, Mammalia, Diprotodontia, Vombatidae. The coding region runs from base 123 to 1253 and encodes 376 amino acids.
CGGAGCGAGGGGCCGGCGUCUGCGCCGCGGCGGAGGCCGAGGCCGCUUUCCCCAGGCCGGCCCGAGGCCCGUAACGUCACUGGGCGGCGAGGCCUUUCCCCGCCGCCGCUGCCGGGGCCAUCAUGUCUGAAGCGGCGGAGGAGCAGCAGCUGAUGGAAACGGCCGCUACUGAGAACGGCCAUGAAGCCGCCCCCGAUGGGGAGCCUCCGAGUGAGGCCGCGAGCGGCACCGGGACCGGGACCGGAACUGGGAUUGGGACCGGGACCGGGACCGGGACUGGGACCGCGACCGGGAGCGGGAGUGGGUCCGGGGCGGCGGCCCCGGUGGCGGCGCCUCCUGCGGCCCCAGCUGGGAGCCAGAACGGGGCCGAAGGAGACCAGAUCAACGCCAGCAAGAACGAGGAGGAUGCAGGGAAAAUGUUUGUAGGUGGCCUCAGUUGGGACACAAGCAAAAAGGACUUGAAAGAUUAUUUCACCAAGUUUGGUGAGGUGGUUGAUUGCACGAUAAAGAUGGAUCCUAAUACAGGAAGAUCAAGAGGUUUUGGGUUUAUCCUCUUUAAAGAAUCUGCAAGUGUUGAUAAGGUUUUGGAUCAGAAAGAACACAGAUUAGAUGGACGGGUAAUUGAUCCAAAAAAAGCUAUGGCCAUGAAGAAAGAUCCUGUGAAGAAGAUCUUUGUUGGAGGACUUAAUCCAGAAGCUACAGAAGAUAAAAUCCGGGAAUAUUUUGGAGACUUUGGAGAGAUUGAAUCUAUCGAACUUCCAAUGGAUCCAAAGACAAACAAAAGAAGAGGAUUUGUAUUCAUCACUUUUAAAGAAGAAGACCCUGUUAAGAAGAUUUUAGAAAAGAAAUUUCAUAAUGUCGGUGGAAGUAAAUGUGAGAUCAAAGUGGCCCAGCCUAAAGAAGUGUACCAGCAGCAGCAGUACAGCUCUGGAGGCAGCCGAGGAGGCCGGAGCCGAGGGAGUAGAGGAUCUGGAGGUGGCGGUGGAGGCAGUGGAAGUGGUGGCAGUGGAGGCAGUGGAGGGGGAGCUCAAAGUCAAAAUUGGAAUCAAGGUUAUGGCAACUAUUGGAAUCAGGGAUAUGGCAACCAGGGCUAUGGCUAUCAGCAAGGCUAUGGCGGUUACGGCGGCUACGACUACUCCCCUUAUGGCUAUUACGGCUAUGGACCAGGCUACGACUAUAGUCAGGGCAGUACAAAUUAUGGAAAGACUCCAAGGCGUGGUGGUGGUCAUCAGAAUAACUAUAAGCCAUAUUGAGGCAGUCCUGUGCGGUAUGCAGCGGCAUGCUCAGUGUUCAGAGGGACUGCACACGUUUUAUACGGAAAUGCUCUAGGUGGACAUUAAAAUUAUGUACCAAAUUUAACUUUGCAAACUUUCUAUGGCCUGUUCAAUGUGCAUCUUAUUUAAAAUUCCCCCUUGGAAAAUGUCUUUCAUGUUGAAUAUUUACAGAUCUCUAGUUGUCUUAGACAGUGUGUGGUGUGUAAAUGCCAGUCUUAAGCAAGAUAUUAAUGAAUGAAUUUAUUAAUAGGUUAAACAGCAAUGAUUUUGAGGGUCUGCUUAAAGUCCAGCUCAGCCUCUUGGCUUGAGCAUGGCCUCUGCAAUGCUCUGGUUGUACAGAUGAAAAUGCCUCCUUUUUUUCACCUUUUUAUUUUAUAUUGUUUGUGUCAUACAUUUCCGGCAAUGGAAGUGUUAAUUUUACUGUACUUUUUGGUACCUUUUGGGAAUCUAAUGUAUUGUAAGGUAUUUUACAUGUGUCCUGAUUACCAUGACAUGGAUAUUGAAGCUAUCCUAGCUUUUGAAAUAAAAAAUUAACAAAAAACACA